Rhincodon typus (whale shark) is the source of this 1602-nucleotide messenger RNA. RefSeq names its product zic family member 4. Bases 1 to 1602 code for a protein of 533 amino acids. NCBI's taxonomy places the organism in Eukaryota, Metazoa, Chordata, Chondrichthyes, Orectolobiformes, Rhincodontidae. Gene Ontology annotation, biological process: central nervous system development; regulation of transcription by RNA polymerase II. Gene Ontology annotation, molecular function: RNA polymerase II cis-regulatory region sequence-specific DNA binding; DNA-binding transcription factor activity, RNA polymerase II-specific. The record is from RefSeq and is a predicted model, not a curated record. The transcript has 2 exons. Gene Ontology annotation, cellular component: nucleus.
AUGAGCAUGGAUGCAUUGGGGAGUCAGAUGAUGGACCCAUCAUCAUUCGCCAAACGAAACCCAGCGCUGAGAUUAGUAGAUCUGGCAGGAGCUCACAACCAUCAUCAUCACCAUCCCCCUCAGAAUAUGACAGGUUUCCCGGGGCUCAGCGGUCAUCCCCACUCAAUGGCACACACGCACCCUGGGGAGAAUACUGGAGAACCCCGUCUGGGGCCGAGUCCUUUCGGGCCUGAACACAUGGGGCACCCUGCAGCCGCCGCUGCACUUAAACUCAGCCCAACCCAUCCCCACCACCAUCACCUCCAUCAUCAUCACCAUCAUAUGGCAGGCCACGCUGAAGUUGUCUCCAAUCCCACGGCAGCGUUUGGCCCAGCGCAGGCGGCAACAGCAGUCAGGUACUCGGUUUCGCAUUCCCACGCCAGCUACACUGCCCAGACUAUCUCGGCAGGUAGAGAUUUCCUCAUCCGCAGGGAUUUGACAUCCUCAGUAAUGCCAGGGCUCACUGAUCAAUAUCCCGGCACAAGUUCUCACCACGGAAUGUUUGUAUCAACAACAGGUAGUUACCCUGGACACCAUGGUCACCCCGAGACUGGGAACCACUCUCUAUUCCCUGGACUGCAUGACCAGCCUCCCCUUGCAGUCCCAGCUGGACACCAUCUGAACGGACAGUUAAGACUGGGGCUACCUGGAGAUAUGUACGCCAGGUCUGAGCACUACAGUCAAGUGGCAAGUUCCAGGAGUGAUCCUUUUGCCUCUUCCCCUCUACAUGGCUACGGUGGCAUGAAUAUUAACAUGAACAUAACUGGCCACCACGGUCCAGGUGCUUUUUUUCGCUAUAUGAGGCAACCCAUCAAGCAGGAACUGAUCUGCAAGUGGACUGAACCGGACCCUGUCACUAAAAAGCCAUGCUCAAAAACUUUUAGUACGAUGCACGAACUGGUUACUCACGUAACAGUGGAACACGUUGGGGGACCAGAACAGUCGAAUCAUAUCUGUUUCUGGGAAGAGUGUCCACGAGAGGGAAAGCCUUUCAAAGCCAAAUAUAAACUUGUAAAUCACAUCAGAGUCCACACUGGCGAGAAACCAUUCCCCUGUCCAUUCCCUGGCUGUGGCAAAGUCUUUGCCAGAUCAGAAAAUCUCAAGAUCCACAAAAGAACUCACACAGGAGAAAAGCCCUUUAAGUGUGAGUUUGAAGGCUGUGACAGACGUUUUGCUAACAGCAGCGACAGGAAAAAGCACUCGCAUGUGCACACAAGUGACAAGCCCUAUAACUGCAAAGUAAGAGGCUGUGAUAAAUCGUACACGCACCCGAGUUCCCUUCGCAAGCACAUGAAGGUCCACUGCAAAUCUCCACCCCCCAGUUCGGGCUACGAAUCCUCCACCCCUUCGCUGGUCUCUCCUUCUUCGGACUUAGGUCGGGACCCCCCGGCUUCAGCUUCCCAGCUUGACCCCAUCACGUCUUCCCACGCAGCUAACCUGAGCGAAUGGUAUGUGUGUCAAAGCACAGGAGCAAGCGGUAUUCCAACACCUCCGAGCAAUUCAUCAUCACCGGGACCAGGGGAGCACUCUUAUAGAAACUCUGACCCCAGAACUAUUCUCUAA